This is a messenger RNA of Anarrhichthys ocellatus (wolf-eel), 3320 nucleotides long. RefSeq names its product RNA polymerase III subunit GL b (gene polr3glb). Gene Ontology annotation, biological process: transcription by RNA polymerase III. The record is from RefSeq and is a predicted model, not a curated record. Bases 2226 to 2894 code for a protein of 222 amino acids. Lineage: Eukaryota; Metazoa; Chordata; Actinopteri; Perciformes; Anarhichadidae. Gene Ontology annotation, cellular component: RNA polymerase III complex. The transcript has 7 exons.
GAAACAAAAUGGCGCGGUGUUGGCUGUAAACAAAGAUGUGGUUCUGUCUGCAGAAUGAUCUGUUUAAACUCUGUGGAGUCCGACGAGGCGAAGAAGAAGCUGUAACUUCCGGAAUAUAAAGAAGGUUAGCACGAUGCUAACUUAACUAGCAGCUAGUGUUAGCUCAACCAGCUAACUUCACUUCCUGCCUCUGUCUCCACAUCGUCUCACAUGUUGCUGAGAUCUAUAAACACAUCUCAUAUCUAUUGAUAGUAUCAGUGAGACACUGAGACACACAGCCUCGUAUGAAGAAGUGCAUUGAAGAAAAUAUAUUUAUGGAAAGAUCGCAACGACCUGGAUUUGAUUUCUGUCGAGCAAAAUGAUAAUUUAUCAACAUAUGGUCCUCCACUUGCUCUUAACUAACGUGAUAUCAGUCAUUCAGUGUUUCAUGUAUUUAAUCACACCUCGUCCGUGUCCAGGGAACGUUUAGGUUAGGAUGAACUGCAAGGACUGGUUACCUUGAUUAUUGGUUACCUUUGAGCGUCUCUUUGAACACUUCCAAACUUAUUUGUCAAUGCUUUUCAAAUGUAUAAUGUUUUCUAAAUUAUAUUAGAGUACAAUAAUAUUAAAAAUAAUGAUAAACCUUAUUUACAUAUUACACAAGUUUAAACAGUGCUUCAGUGUGAGGGCUGGACCCUUACAGCGAGGUCUCACCAGAAAUGAGCUGGCUCCUUAAAAUCAAAACAAUAUUUAAUGAACUGAUCGAAGCUAACAAUUGCAAUCUGAGUUACACUAUAUAGUAAUAUGAUCCGCGGAAAAGAGUCCACACACGCUCCAACCAGGAAGCCUGAUACCUGCAGGAUGAGAUGUGAUGAACUGCACCAGUUCCUCCUUUGAAUCUCCUUUCAGAGUCCUAAAGCACCCACAUGGCUGCCUCAGUUACGCUGCCUCAGGCUUAAAUCCAGCUGCUCCUCCUGGCUUCAGUCAGCUGACCACCCUCGCGUCACCUAUUGGCUGUUGGUCCGUUGCUCCUUCUGCUCGUCCCUCCCUCUGUUAGGCCCCGCCUCUACUUCCUCCUCUGUCAUGGUGGUCUCUGUCAUGGUGGUCUCUGUCAUGGUGGACUCUGUCAUGGUGGUCUCUGGAAUCCCUGUCUGUCCCUAUCGACUAUUCUUCACAGUUUAAUACUCAAUGAUUGUCUUUAAUGGUUCAACACUUCUACGGUAAACAUAUGAUACAUUUGAUAAGUAUUCUUGCGAUGUUCCAAAUACUACAUGUUUUACAAGUAUAAAGUGAUAUUCCACAUACUUACUAACAUUCUACUGUCCACCUCUAGCAUGCUAUAAAUCCUACUAAAUACACCUCAGUACCAUCAGUAUGAAAGGAGAGUUAAUGUGAACCCUGAGAGGAGGAGACUAUUAUGGGCUGUUUCAGGUAACAGACUCCUGUGAGCGCUAACCUUCUCGAACCCUCUGUCUCCUCUCUUAAAGAGACACACACACGUUUCAUCUCCUCAUUCAUUCAGCCCACACGUACUACAGUUACUUCUGCUUCAUGUUGUCUCAUCUCUCUGGACGUUGGAACAUUAAAUGGUUCUUCUAUCUGAUCAGUUCUACAAGGAGAAUGCAGAUGUAUUGUAGGAGCCUCACAGAGGACAGAAGCUGAUCUGAGUCUGCUGGUUCAUACUCUUGAUCUCUGAAGCUCAGUAGAUGAUGUUCUGGUGGCUGUGGAGCUCUCCUCUCCUGGACCCUGAACGCCUCAUGAGUCUGUCAUGUUUCUGUUGCUCCUCUGUGAAAGUAACAGCCCUUCAUCUUCUUCACCAUGCUGCAGAUGUGUGAGGACCACGUCAGGUUGUUUAACUUACAGCUGUGAACUCUGUGUGUGUGUGUGUGUGUGUGUGUGUGUGUGUGUGUGUGUGUGUGUGAGAGAGUGAGAGAGUGAGUGAGUGAGAGAGCUCCUUGUUUCUAGAAUCCUCUCUCUAAGAAGUCUCAUUGAUGUCUGAAUACGUCACAUGUUUCAGGGUCAGAAUGCAGAACGUAGUUUCUUUACAUUAUUCAUUUAUCUCUUGACAGUAGACAGUAUUGGAUAUAUUGUAAUGUAUAGUUUUCUUCUGGUUUCAUCAGAAUUAACGAGAUAAAAUGCUCCGUUCAAUAACGUUUCAUCUUUUCUACGUAUGUUCUGUCAGGAUCCAGAUUCACCUCCAACCAGCUGCUGGUCCACCCCGUCCAGUCUGACCCGGUCCAGGUGUGAUGGCGGGUCGAGCAGGUGGGCGUGGUCGGAGGAUGAUGAGUUUCAGUGUGGAGGCAGUCGGCAUCAACAGAGGAGACAGUUUACCUCCAUCAAUACAACAACCGACACCUCUGUUUCCUGUGAUGGAGCAGAAGCCCCUCCCCCUGACAGGUGGAGAGGAGGCGGAGUAUCUGUUGGCUCUCAAACAGGAGUUCAGAGGAGCCAUGAAGACUCUGCCCUUCUUCAUCCAGCCAGCUGCUGCACGGAGAGAUGUGGAGAGAUACUCUGACAAAUAUCACAGCAACGAGCAGACGGACAGACUGAUGGACUGGAAUCCAGUCUGGAAAAAAUUCCCGAAAGAACUCAGAGUGAAGAAACCUUCAAGAGACGGUGUCUCAGCAGCGGUCAGCUGCUCUGACAGACCUAAGUCGGGGCAGAAGAAGAAGAAAGAAAAAGAGGAAGUGCUGCUCAAACUGGAGACUCUGCAGAAGGAGGAGCAACAGAGCUCUGAGGAGGAGGAGGAGGGAGAGGAGGAGAAGAAGAAGAAGCAGGAGGAGGAGGCUGAGGGAGAGGAAGAGUACGACGAGGAAGAGUUCGAGGAGGAGACGGAUUACAUCAUGUCCUACUUUGAUAACGGGGAGGAGUUCGGAGGAGACAGUGACGAGAACAUGGACGAGGCUAUUUACUGAAACACUGAACACACACUCACACACACUCAACACGUAUUUUAUCAGCAGCAUUCUGUCACUUUUUACAGCUGAAAAAAAACCGUCCAGCAACAGUUUUAUAAACAGACAAAACUCAAUGUGUGUGAGUGAGUGGGUGGGUGGGUGAAUGAGUGAGUGAGUGGGUGAAUGAAUGAAUGUGUGUGUGGGUGAAUGAAUGGGUGGGUGGGUGAGUGGGUGAACAUUCAGUUGAAUACGACUCAUCAGCAUUUAUUCGUCCCAAGUUUUAAAGAUUUCUGAGUUAGCUGAAAAGUUUUUUAAGAUUUUCUAUCAACGUUUUAUGUGUUUUAAUCUCAUGUGAAAAAGUUUCUGUUUGUUGAAAAAUAAACUUCAGCUACAUGACGAGUUAAAGACAUGUUCAUAACCUUAUUUAUUAAAGUGUUUGUUGAA